Messenger RNA from Symbiodinium natans, 1809 nucleotides. Lineage: Eukaryota; Dinophyceae; Suessiales; Symbiodiniaceae. The record is from the annotation of a GenBank genome assembly.
AUGGAGGUGUACGUCCUUGGUGAGACGAAGGCGGUGGACGCGCCCUGGGCCUUCUCAGCCGGCGCGCCGGAUUUGGACGGGAGCUGGAGCCAGGUGUUUGAGACCCUUCCAGAAUACGAGGCGGGCGCGGCCUAUCGGUUCGACUUCUGCCGCCGAAGGGCGGUGGGCCCGGGCGAGGCCGUGACCUUCGACGCCACGCAGGGUGGGAAGGUGGACAUUUUCCUUCGGGCGCGCGGCGGCGCGAGCGGCGAGCUCGAGGCCGAAGCCAUUGUCGAGGAGCCCGCGAGCCGCCCCCCCUUGCGCACCGCGCCGCUCGGGCGCCGCGGGGGCCGAUGGCAGGACCACCGUGGCCUCUCGCCACCGCCGGCGGAGGGCUGGACGGUUUCCGAAAGUGGUUGGGCCACCCACUCGACCACCAAGACUUGGAGGAGGAGGACGGCAGACAAUGGCAGCGAGCUAUUUUUCUGCAUCCCAGAGGGCAGCUGCUGGGCCGCCAUGCCAGGCAAAGGCCUCGUGCCCGUCGACACCUGCCUGAGUGUCUUGACAUGGCUCCGUGACGAAGAGUCCACAUGGCGACAGUGCUUUCAAAGCUGGAAAGAGCAUGCCGCCGCAGUCAAAGCACUGCGGCAGCGGCUGCAGGUCUUGGCUCCCUCCGACUCGCCGGACUCCAUGGGUGAGGCGACGGAGACGAUCUCGGAGCGUUUUCCUGUGAGAGGUGCCUUCCGCGCACCGCCGGCCCUGCGGCGGCAGGUGGACCUUUGCGAGACAACCGGCGAAGAGACGGGCUCCGGAUUCCGCAGCUCGCCGUGGAUGGCGCUGCUGCUGCCCCUCGCCUCGGCCCGUCCCAAGGUUGCCACAGGCUUGGCGUUGGCGCUAGCGCUGGCUGUCGGGGCGGAGGCCGUCACCUGCGGCGAGUUGAAGGACUUCUACAAGAGUGAGCAGUGCUGUGGCUCCCCCACCACGGUGUUGAGCAACCCUGUGCCGGGCACGCCAGCCUGUCCGUACAACUUCAACAAGCCCGCUUGCAGCACGGCCGAGCCUCAGACGCCUCGCGAUCUCUCAACUGGUGCAACGGGCAGCAUGGUGCCGAAGGCGGCCACGCUGACGGAUGCUCAGGCAAACUUCCUGCCGCUGGUGAACGUGCACUUCCACUUGGGGGCUGAGCAUAAGAGCGAUGCCUACAACAACGACACCGACGCGAUGGCAUACGACGCGGCGUCCUCCGGCAGGCGCCUGGCUAGCAACCCGCGGCCUGGCUUCAUGUGCCCCACGGACACGCUCACGGACGCGCAGAUGACGCCGUACACCUUUCAGCACUGCAAGGGCGACGUGCAAGUCGGCAAGUCGUACGAGGUCCACUACGUGCACUCGUCAGCCGGCACCGACAACAAUGCUACGGACGACAUGAACGCGGACCUCCUCGCUGAUGGUUUGGGAGGUGCCGCGAAUGGCCGUGGCCUUCUGAACCCUAUGGUCGUGGUGCAGGGCCAGAUCUAUCAGAUCGUGAACGGGGGCCCUACGGUGAACGACCUGCUGCAUGGUUGGACUGUCGUUGGCCACGCAAACUCAGUCAUGUACUCAGGGUCAACCACCGGCCAGUCGCACGACAACUCAGUCUGCUCUCCAUACGUCAUCACUUGGCAUGUGGACAAGGACUGCCACCAGGUUUCUCCCGAGUCUUUCGACAACCUCUGCAAGCAGAUGAAGGACCUGUACGGGAUGUCGGUUGACCUCGAACCCCACGGCUCCCGCAUUCUGGUGUCUUCGACCUACGUGGUGCGUUCCGAGUACGUUGUGCCCUUGGCAUGA